This is a messenger RNA of Lactuca saligna, 366 nucleotides long. The record is from the annotation of a GenBank genome assembly. NCBI's taxonomy places the organism in Eukaryota, Viridiplantae, Streptophyta, Magnoliopsida, Asterales, Asteraceae.
AUGGGAUUUUAUGUAAGCAUAGCCUAUAUUGAACAAGCUAGAGACUCCCCUUCAGAGAUACAAAAAGUCAAUACGCUAUUGAUAAGUCUUUUGGAUGAUCAAACAAAUCAAAAGAAAUCUAUGUCUUUGGAGAAUGCAUCUCAAGGUUCUUGUAUGGGAGUUUCGCAAAUAGAUAUGACGCCACAAUUAUCUGUCCGUGAUCCUCUUUGUCCAACUACCACAAAAGGGCGUCCUAAAAUUGCUAGUAGAAUUAGAUCUUCUUUAGAAGCCCCCAAAAAACGUACAUGCUCUUAUUGUCAAGGAUUGGAUCAUUACGCUACUAGUUGUUCCAAAAGAAAGACAGAUGAAUCGUUGGAAGAGACAUAA